CCCCCACGGCAACCGCCACUAACGGUCGCUGCCCCGCGGGGCUCGCGCGCGCCCUGCAGCCGCCCCGGCCCGGUCGCCCGCCCUCGCCGGCGCAGCCCCCCACCCCCGGCCGCGGCGCCUCUGCCCGGCCGCGGCGGGCGCCUAGCAGGCGGCCUGGCUCCUCCCCUCUUCCUCAGGAGCAGGGAAAGCCCCGCAGCCAGCCCCUCUUCCUGCCCCCCUCCUCUCCUCUUCCCCCCUUCCCCCCCCAGCCCCGCUCGCUCCUGGUGCAAUGGAAGUCCCCGGUAAUCCUUCUUCCCGGUAACAGGCAGCGGCCCCGACUCAGUGGAAAAUGCUGGGCAUGUACGUGCCGGACAGGUUUUCCCUGAAGUCGUCAAAAGUGCAGGACGGGAUGGGGCUCUACACGGCCCGCAGAGUGAAAAAGGGUGAAAAAUUUGGCCCUUUUGCAGGGGAGAAGCGAAUGCCUCAGGAACUGGAUGAGAACACAGACUGCAGGCUCAUGUGGGAGGUUCGUGGGAGUAAAGGUGAAGUCCUUUAUAUCUUGGAUGCAAGUAAUCCACGCCAUUCUAAUUGGCUGCGUUUUGUCCAUGAGGCUCCAUCACAGGAACAAAAAAACCUGGCGGCCAUCCAGGAAGGGGAAAACAUUUUCUAUCUGGCUGUGGAAGAUAUUGAAACAGACACAGAACUUCUGAUUGGUUACUUGGACAGUGACAUGGAAGAGGAGGAAGAGGAGGAGGAAGAAGUCACAAUUAUCCAGGAAGAUGAAGACAGUAGCAGCAAUAAAGAAGUGCAGCCAGUUGGUGAAAAAAGUGCAGAUCCCCUGAGCUGUAAAGAGGACCAUGCAUGCCCAAACUGUGAAUCCAGUUUUGCCAGCCAGGAGAUUCUAGCUGAACAUCUUCAGACAUUGCACCAAAAACCCAGUGAAGAGAAGGAAUUUAAAUGCCGAAACUGUGGAAAGAAAUUCCCUGUUAAACAAGCUCUACAGAGACAUGUACUUCAGUGCACAGAGAGUAUCAACCCAGGAGACUCUUCAAGAAGUUUUCAGUGCUCUGUUUGCAAUACUUCCUUCAGCUCAGAAUCGAGUUAUGAACAGCACAAGGAGGCGUGCAGAGGGGAUGCCAGAUUCAUAUGCAAGGCAGAUAGCUGCGGGAAGAGGUUCAAGAGUAAGGAUGCCCUGAAAAAACAUAAGGAAAAUGUUCACAGUGGAAAUUCUAGGAAGAAGCUGAUGUGUUCGGUGUGCAAUAAGAAAUGUUCCUCAGCAACAAAUCUCCAAGAGCAUCGAAAGGUUCAUGAGAUCUUUGAAUGUCAGGAGUGUGACAAGAAAUUUAUUUCAGCUAAUCAACUAAAACGCCAUAUGAUAACUCAUUCAGAAAAACGCCCCUACACCUGCGAGGUUUGCAAUAAGUCCUUCAAACGACUUGAUCAAGUGACUGCACACAAAAUAAUACACAGUGAAGAUAAACCUUAUAAAUGCAAGCUUUGUGGAAAGGGAUUUGCCCACAGAAAUGUUUACAAGAAUCACAAGAAGGUACAGCACAGACAGCAGCACUGCGAGCUUCCCCACAGUGUCUCAUCAAUAUGUCUCAACCCUGUUCUGGAGGAACCACCUAUUGAGACCCAUUCUGAAGAGAGACCAUUCCAGUGUGAAGAAUGCAAGGCUUUGUUCCGAACCCCAUUCUCUCUACAAAGGCAUCUACUAAUUCAUAACAGUGAGAGGACCUUCAAGUGUGAUCACUGUGAUGCUACCUUCAAAAGAAAGGACACAUUAAAUGUUCAUAUUCAAGUUGUACAUGAUGGUCAUAAGAAAUACAAGUGUGAUCUCUGUGACAAAGCUUUUGUGACACCCUCUGUCCUGAAAAGUCAUAAGAAAACUCACACAGGAGAAAAGGAGAAAAUCUGCCCGUACUGCGGACAGAAGUUUGCAAGCAAUGGAACACUGAGAGUUCAUAUUCGAAGCCAUACAGGUGAGCGUCCUUACCAAUGUCCUUACUGUGACAAAGCUUUCAGCAAGAAUGAUGGAUUAAAGAUGCAUAUUCGCACUCACACAAGGGAAAAGCCGUACCAAUGUUCUGAGUGCAACAAGGCUUUCAGUCAAAAGCGAGGCCUAGAUGAGCACAUGCGAACCCACACCGGAGAGAAGCCAUUUCAGUGUGAUGUUUGUGAUCUGUCCUUCAGCCUGAAGAAAAUGCUGAUCCGACACAAGCUGACUCACAACCCCAAUCGCCCAAUGGCAGAAUGCCAGCUUUGCCACAAGAAGUUUACAAGAAACGAUUACCUCAAAGUGCACAUGGAAAAUGUCCAUGGUGAAACUGACAGCUAAUUACAGCUUGUGCAAGAAGAAUAUUUCUCAUGUUCCAAAAUGCUCCAUUUAUACAUGUGUAGACUCCAGAUUUCUCACCUGACUAGUGAACAUAGUCAGGAGAAACAACUGUAAUGUGUUCACAUACCAUUUUUCCUGCUUUGUUUUGUUUUUAUCCUACUAGAGGAUAAAAAAAAAAUCACCUGAAGUAAAAAACAUCGAAAAUAAAAAGGUGAAGAUAGCAGAACUUUGGGAAGCUUUUAACCUAAUUAAAAGAAAGUUUAAAUAAAAUUCACCUCUUCACUUGCAGCCUUCGAAACAUAGGUAUUGGUGGCAUUACCUGGAUAGUUUGGUCAUUUUGCAACUGAACCCUUGGCUGUCUACAACUCUCUAUUUCUGUAUCUGAGCUUCAGGACUCCAUUAAAAAUUGUUUAGUUGGAAACUGUGCGGAAUUUAUUGUCAUUAUGAUGGACUACUGAUUGCAUCUAGGCAUAUUUAUUCAAAUCUUAAUGCUGCAUUUUAUUGUAACAUAAUUUUGUCUCAUUUUAUUUACAGCUUUUUGACUUGAAUUGGUUCUCAGCAUGCCGAAAGGUAUGAGUACAUAAGCUGCAGAAAUCUGUCACCUUAAUUUCUCUAUGAGCAUUGAGAAGGAUGUAAUUUCUUCUGGUAACAUGAAACAAGCCAGAAGUGAAAAAUGUGAGCAGUUUAGUUUAGCUACUAUAUUCAUACUCAUCAUUGUGACUGGAAAGGCAAGUGGAAUUUUAAGAGUGGCUUACAGUGACUUACAGAGCAGUUACAGUUGUCUAGUUAACAUGUGUUUGAUUUCCUGGUGAACAGCUGGUUUCCAGAGUGUUUCCUCCUGCUAAAUCAGAUGCCCUAGUUUUUUUCAUCCUGAUUAAUUAGCCUUGUUUUCUUACUCCUGUUAAUGAGCACUGGGAAAAAUACUGCUUUACAACUAAGUAACAGUCAAAUUCUUUCAGAUACCAUAUUAAGAGUUAUUUGCUAUGGCUCUUAAAAAGAGUUCCCACAGGUCCUCUUUGUAUCACAACUAGAUGACUAAGAGAUUUUUAUCUAAAAGGACACUAAAAGCGUAACUUAAAAGGGUGAUUGCAUGUGAAAUUCCUGAGUUAUCUGCAGUUUGUUAAGGCUCUGCCAUUACUGUACUGUUACAUUUGUUUUGGACCAUUCAGUGUUUUUUAAAACAAACUCAUAACAGCACAUCUUGCUUCUGCUAGUUUUCAUGGGAAAAAAAAUCAGCUUCUUUCUGCACUGCUACAGGGACCCUGUUGCAUUGAAGUGAACAGCAUAAUUCUUACUGUUUAUCUCCUGGUAGACUCUCUACUAACAGCUGUUUAUCACAUGGUAGACUUUCAAUCCUAGAGGAACCGAGGCUAGCAAUAGAAAAUGUUGAUACAUUUGGUGUUUAACCUAUACUUCCUUCCUUACCAGUAGUUUGGAUCCUGUUCUACUGCAUGGGCAUCUACACGUUAUAUGUUCAAUAUUGAGACCCAACACUGAGUCCUAAUAGUAAUUCAUUCCAAACCCGUUACUUUUCCAGAAAAUAAGCAAUGAUGUUUUAUGCUUCUCUCAGAACCCAAAGAAAGCCUACCACUAGUGAGGGUAAUUGUAAAUACAGGGUCUAUUUCAGGGGGUCUGAAUGAGGGUUUUUCCUCAAUCUCCUUCCUUUCUGUUUGGAAUCCUGUAUGCUUCCUAUCCUUCUUUGGAGAGCUUUUGUUAGAGAGUUCAUCACAAUAGUAUACUUAUAGGGCCAAAGAAUUUUACAUUAAUGUAUUGCUACAAUUUUUAUAAAAAUAAAGUUAAACUGUUCAAGUAGCAGAAUCAAUGUGUACCAUAUACUGAGAUGUCUCAUGGGGUAUUUUGAUUUUUAACUACACAUUCUUAAUUAUCUGCAAGGAGAAUUAGAUAUGUGAUUUUUUUUUUUUUUGACGUGUUGGGAACAUUACAAAGGUGACUUUGUUUUGCCGUUUUGACAACAAUAAAGGCAAGAAUUUAGUCAUGGCAAAUUUGAGAUUAUAUUUUCUUCUACUUUCCUUUAUAUUUUUCCUUCCUUCCCUCUAAUCAAUUCAAACUAAAUAGUAGAGAGCAGCAGGAAAAAAAACAAAGGAAAAAAGGAAAAAAGUUCAAAGGUGAAAAUUUUCUAAGCACUUUUGAGGGACAAUAGUCAUAAAAAAACAAAAAACCACAAACCUCACCAAAACCCAAAACAACAAAAUCCCUUGGUGAUGGUGGGGUAAUUAAUAUGUAAUUUAUAUAGAGUUUUCACCAAAUAUCUUUGCUAAAAAGUUUUAUUAAAUGUUCAGAAAUAAUAAGCGUAUUUGAGAAGAGUCACUAACUGCUGAAAGUCAGUACAUGAACAGGAGAAUUUACCUAUUUUAAAGUGACUACUGGAUAAAUUAUAAUUUACAUAUUGAGAUUAAUCAUGCUGUAUGUAAUCCAUAGCAGCACCUUAACUAACUGGAGCUGUGAUCUUGUUAACGCCUUCAACAGAACAAGGGAUAGGCAAGAUCAGCGUGUGGGUUGAAGACCUGUAUGGAAAACACAAGAAGUCAGUGCAGGAAAUAACGUGGAGAUUGAAGCCUUGUUCCAAGUGGUCACUCUUGUAAUCGUGUCCACCAGGAGCUCACCUUGUCAGCCAAAGCAGUUACAGAGCAGUGCCUGUGUUAAUACAGAACCAGCACCUGUGCCAGCAGCCGCAGGUGUUCUCACUGCAAGAUCUGCUGCAUUCUUUCCAAGAGGUGCUUUUAUGUCAUGCAGUGAGAGGUAAUGUGAUCCAGAUUACUGGAUUCAUGGUGGUGAACUGUAUAAUUGAGUUUAUAUGCAAUAAAGACUUAACAUUAUAAAAUAUAUUUCUAUUUGGUCAUAGCUUUCUUAAAAAAAGUUUGAGGAAAACUUUCCGUUAACUGCCUCCCACUCAGUAUGUUCUUUGGAAAAGGCAGAGAAAAUUCCCUUCAGCUGAUUUUGAGAAAUGGGAAAUUGAAAUCUACUGGUAUAAAGAUAAAUGCUGAUUUUUGUGUUUAUAUGUUUGUUUCACUUUACUGUUUAAUAUGACAAGUCACAGAAAUCCUCUUUAGUUAAAAUAUUGACUUUUCCUUAGUAAGUUGUGCCUUGCAGGAUGACAUGAAAAGCUAGAGUUAAUACUGAGAUAACAUGUAGACACAACUGUUUGAAAAGGCUGUGAUUUUUUUCCUGCAUUGUGUAAUUUUCUGCAGAUUAUAACAUUCAAUUUGUUCUCUUUAUUUUUCCGUUGCAGUUAACCCUUCUUGGAGAGAACUCCUUCACUAAUGUUAGGAACAGCUGCAAACUCUUGUUCCUUAUGCUUUCUGUUCUCAUCAGAUAUACAGCCAAAAGCUGUUACAAAUCAUUAAUAUGAUAACAUUAGCAAGCACAAAUGAUAUUUUAUAAUUCUGUUUUGUCUGUAUGAUUGCAAAGGACUUAAUUUAUUCUUUAGUUUACAGUAGCAGCUCCUAAACAGAAGGAAAAGGAGAAAAUAGGAAGUGUGAUCAGAGGCUGUGCAUGACAUGUACACUGUCAUCACCCUCCAGUGAUGAAAGAAACCAGGAGGAAACAAUCACCCAUGUCACAGGUGGAAAAGAGAAGGAAAGAGGCUUGAUGAUUCAUUUCUCUCCAUGGAUUCUAGCUGAGAGAUCACAUGGCCCACAACUUCUGGACCUGAGAAGAUACUGUUAUCCUACUGUGACACGUUCAGAAAUAAACAAAAAAUAAGACUUCACAGGAGAAGAACUGUGAUCAUCCAGCUUACUCCAAAGGACUCUGAUUCAAGUUCAGAGAACGUUACAGAGCUGUGGGGAAAGUGAAGGAGGACAUAUUGGUCUUUUAGUGUUUGGUCAGGAUGCUUGAUCACUUGUGCUUACUAAAGGUUCUGAAUUUGGAAGCCAAAGCAAUCAAAAAGCAGGAAGAAGAUCACAAUAUAAAUAAUUUACGGAAUGCUUCAAGUGAUCAGAAAGGCUGGAAGGACAAGCAUAAUUCCUAUGUAAGUGGAAGUAGUGUCCCUCACAGCCUCUUCUGAAAUGGAUCUUGUCCCCAUAAGGAAAUGGAUUCUAAAACCAACCUUCUGGAGGGUGAACAUUAAGAUUUCAGAUGUUUUAUCUUUUUUCCAUCUAGGAGAGAGAGAAGUAUAUUUUAAAAGAACUAAAGUUGAAUUCUGAGAGUGACAAAUUUUCUGAAUUCAAGCUCUCAGAAAAUGACAGCUAUCACAGGAUUUGUGAAAAGUCCCAGUGGCUGUCAAGGCUAGAAUGAAAGUAACAUAUGCUUAAUUGUUUUUUUUUUUUUUUUUUUUUUUUUUUUUUUUUUUUUUUAGCACAUUCAUUCCUACACAUGAAAACAACCACAUAAGUGUUGAGCAGUGUUUUAACAAUUAAGACUUUGUUAUAAGUUUCUGUUUCAUCAUAUGUUGUCCUGCUGUGCUGCUCUCUAGUGCAUGUGGGUGGUUUUUUUACUUGCUACCUAGCACAUAUAUGUGUGUGUUUUCACCAAGAUCCCAAGAAGGCAUUUAAUUGCAUAUCUGACAUCCAUGAGAACUCAUAGGACUCAGAUGCUUUUAAAAAAUCAGAGGUAUAAGCACAAUCCUAAACAGGAAAAUAAGGAUGUGAGAAACUGUAACUUAUGGCUGUUUUUGACAUACUUGUUCUUUCUAAGUAACAAUUUACUCUGUAAAUGUCUUGGGGUUUUUUUUGUAAAGUGCUACUUAUUCUGAAUUAGCGAUAAAAACUUUUCCACAUAUUUUAGUACUAACAACAAAAUCCCUUAUUCUGCAAUCGUAACAUUCUCAUUUUGCUGAAGAAAGGUUAAAGUCUAUUGCUCUUUUUUUGCACCUCAACUUGCAAUCCUACUAAAUCUUUCAGUCAUCUCUCUUUACAUCUUUAUUUUCAUCACAUUUAGGUAAUCUCUGGAGGUUUAAGUUGUUUUAGCUUGGGUCCAUUGUGAGACAUUAAUAUAGGUUUGACAGAGUACAUGGAGUGGAACGUUUUGGUCUGUAACACCAAUAAAAACAGAUGGGGGAGCAGAGCUGUGUGUGACGUAAGACAUGGAGAAAUGUGGAUCUCGACAAUUAAUCAUGGUGUACUGCUGACAAAUAAGUGACAGUAAUUGAUGCAGCCCUUUUAGAGGCAAUCUGAAACUACUGCAACCUGGGUAAGUUCAUUCAUUUCUUUUUCUUUGCCAAGUUACUGGUGAAUAACAGUCCUAUGUAAUUGCCGCCCAGCAUUGCUUUAUAAGGUAACAGUGUCAGUGACAAGCCAGGAACUAAGACAAUCUAACAGUAUCUCUCUGGCUAAUUCUUGCCUGUGUUCUAUUUCUUCAAACCAUUGAUGUUUCCUAUUCAGUAUAUUGGCCACCAAAGGACUGAUGCACAGGCAUAGGAUGUGUAUUUGAAUAUCUAAAUGUGUUCCGUUGGGGUUUUCUGCUUGUCAGAUUUGCAUAGGUAUCUAGAUAAACAAUCUUGCCAGUCUAAUAGUCAAAAUAUUUUAAUUAUUUAUAUUCAUCUUACGCUCUUAGGCUGUAGUAUCAGGAUUUCCAAGAUGUCCAGCAGAUUCCAGCAGUAAAAUGUAUGCACUCUUACUAGAUCUAACUUUUGCACUCUAUGCUUUCUUUUAGGUGAACUUGUCCGAUUCAAAGACCGAAGCCAGCAGGUCUGAUGGCUGUAAGAAAAUGUCUAGCUGUUUUAAUAGGCAGUAAGCCAGACCAGUGCAACAUAUAUUCAAACCACUGUCUGCUGCUCAGGUCCUCUUUGCAGAGCAUUCCUUUUUUGUCCGCAGGGAGAGAAAUCAAGGCUUGCCCUGGAUUACUAGAACAAAGAGAUGUUUCUGCUGAAUUUUCUCUCUGGUAGGCAGUGGCUGCUUCCAUCACAUUGAGCAGAAUUUCCUUCCAAAGCAACAAUAGCCCGCCUCAGUUAUUACUGGAGCGAGGCCAGGGUAUUUCACUUCAAUGCAAUAAUAUUUUUACAGUAAAAGAGCUGCUGAAUGGGGCCUACUAAGACUAUCAUAUUUGCAGGCAGGGCCACCUUUUACCCCACUCAUAAUUUUGACCUGCAGCCAUUUCCUUGUAAUUAUCAGGCAGGAGAAAAAUAAUAUUCUGAUCCCUGUUACUCCCGAGUAUGCUUUCUGAACGUUUUUUUCGCUUUUUCGCUUUCUCAUCCUCUUUUCUGCUGUGGCAGAACAGGUGUGCCCAGCUGUGAGAAAAGGAGGAGGUAGCCAGACAGGGUGGCAUCAAUAGCCAUGUGGGAAGACAGUUGAGUAGGAAGAAAGAGUGCUGAGGACUUCUGGUUGAUUGUUCUCAUUGUUUCAUUAUACAGAAAUGCAGCUAGCCAGGCAGGCAGGACAGCAACUGACACAAUGACACACCAUCAUGGUCUGUGGGAAAGAGGGAUAAUGGUACCUUGACAGCAAUUUUUGUGUAAGACCCUCCUGGCACUUUAGGAGGAGUGAAUUGUUGGUCUUAUUUUAUGGAUGUGGGAGUUGAAGCACAGGGCAGCUAAUUGCCCUAUUUGCUGAUAAUCGCAGUACUUGCAUCUUCCAUUGGUUUGAACAGGAUCUGCAGAUACUUAUGACCACCAUGAAUCAAGUACAUUAUAUCUGGUUUGCUCAACAUCUUUGGUGAUUCAGAACAGAACAGAAUGGAGGUACAGGUAUAGAUUUAAGGAGGGGAAUAGAGGAAAGAUUCUAAUGAGUCUUGUGUUUCCUCACGGUAAGCUUCCUUGCAGUGGCCCUGGCAAUUUGGAUCUUCCUAGCUCAGCACUGCAGUUCCUCUUCGGCCCCAAGUGACCGAUUUGAGAAGCCACAGGGUACUCGAAAUGCCGCACGGAGCUGGGCAGCGUGGAUGUGCUCACCCACACAAGAAGUAACCUAGGAGGAGGGGCAGCACCCACAUUGCCAGAGGGGCAGCACCUAUCUCUAGUCUAAUUCUCUGUAGCCCUCCACCACAUCAGCAUAUAACACACAUUUCACACAGAUAUAAAUUAAUAUGCACUGCAAGGCUGCCUAUACCAACCAGAUCAUUUGCAUCUCUGUCACUAGGUGUGUGGUCAGGCCUCAGAGCUACUGAAAUACAGCACAGCAGGGCUUCUGGACAUUUGACAAGUUGGCAACGUCAGUGGCUCUAUGGAUUUAACCUGUCCCAUGAGUUCUUUCCAGAUUGUUGUUGCUGUUACAUGUCAGCUUCUCAACCAUUCCUUUCCUGGCUGUCUUCCUCUGUGUUUAGAUCUUUCUCCAGGAAAACUGGAAAGAUGCACUCAUCUAUUUUUCUUCCAAGCAGAAGAACAAAAGUGCAAAAUAAGUGGUGUAUUCCCUGCUGAUUUUGCAACUUGAACCAAUAUUUUUCACAGUGUUUGUGGAAGCUUUCCUCCAGAGACACCUGCCAGAUCUUAAUCCUGCUGAAGCUCUCGCUCCUGUGGCCAUGCACUGCUUUGGAUUGCUAGGAUAAGAUGUUACCUAGGAAAAUGUGACUGCAAGUGGUAUAAGCAAGCAUGUUUUUCUGUAGAGAAAAGUUAACAGUUCCUUUGCAUCUGAGUUUAUUAUAAUGUCAAUUAUUAAAUGGAGUUCAAGAUAUUAUAUUCUGGUGUCUUUGAUACACUUCAUAAUAUAUUUUAAACUCUGAUGCAAUGUUACCGUUUAUCAGUAUUUCCUGAAUGCAGUUACAACUGUUUCAUCGAGCUUCCAAAGUACUGUGCUUUUUAAAACAAGAUUUUGCUAACAUUUUCAGAGCUGCACGAUCACAGGCAGUCAGCAGUAACUCAUCAGAAUCAUUCAGAAAACACUUGAGACUGCCUACCUUUUUAUGGGCCCAAGCAGUGACUGGGAACGUAGGUAUUGAGGUAUUUAGUUCGUAACUACAUAUUUAGUUAACUGACAUUGAAUAUUUCCAAAGGGGAAGCUGAGUGAGACCCACAGUAUUCAUGUGUUAGCUGAUUACAUGUUAUGUGCAUGUGGGAGUGCUUCCCUGUCACCUGCCUUACAUGACUAGUAGGAGCCCAUUGCAUGGCGGUCUUUGUGUAGACUACAGCUAGUGGCAGCAUCUUUGAACACGCCAUUUGCCUCAUGAAACAAGCAAAGACAAGUGGGAGAUUAAAUGUUGACAUAUUUAUUGAAAGCAUUUGUUAGUAAUGUCCUCAUUUAGUUUUAGCUUUUUGGGGAAUAGAACUUACUUGUUUAUUGUAGAUGUUUUAUUCAUUAUAUCCUGUGUUUGUUUCGCCCUAGAGCAUCUGCAGUUUGCCUAAACGCUACUUUUCUAAAUUUCAGUCAGUCUGUGCAUGUGAAGGUGUCAGGUGGUUUUUUAUGCAUGUUUCCCUGUUCAGUAAAAUUAGUGCUUACAAUGUAAUGCAACAUUUGUUUUGAACGCCUUGUUUUCAGCUUGGAGUAGUGUUUAGAUAUUACAUGAAUGGCUGGCAUUUUUGUGUCAGUUUCUAUGUGAAAAUAAAGAUGACUGUGCAAAGAGUGUGAUUUUUCUUAGUAUGAUGGUUAUUACUUUCAUAAAAGGUUUUGAUUUUGGAAAAGAAGUUUCCUGAAUGACUUGUGAAUUUAAACCUCACUGACUGGCAAUUGAAAAUGUUAGCCUAAAAAUUAUAGUAUUUGUUUGAGGCUAUUAAUGUGUGUGCUGUGGUCAUCUUGCCUCUGUCACAGUCUCAGAUCCCAUUUUGCUUGGUACUGUUUUCACCCAUAUAAAGAGGUGAAUCCUAACUAGUGAGCUUAGAGUAUAGAUCAGUAGUUCAGAAAAGGGAAGAAAAAUACUGUUUCUAUUUUAUAGUUGAUAAAUGAAGAAUAAAAUAAUGAAUUGGCUUGGCCAUGCUGUGAAGUUUGUGGCAAAGCUGGAAUUUGAAAUUGUAUCUUCUGAGUCAGGUGUUUGAUCUGUCUCCUUGGCUAGAGAGUUUCAACUGUUUAAAACUUCUUUUUAUACUGAGUAGUUUGAAUGUCACCUAACAAACCAGGUUCUCUUCUUGUUUUGACAUGAAAAAAACUUUGACAUAAAAACUAAGUUUUCCUUUUUGCCAACAGACUUCAUUAACUAUGUGGCUUUUUUAAUCACCAGGCACUCACCCAAAAUAGCCUACACAUUGUUUGCCUGUCCUUACUGGUGGGAAACAUGACCUUCUCUGAUACUGGGCCACCAAAAAAGAAUGUAGUAAAUUUGAGAUGUGAUUGUAAUUUAGCCAGCAUUUACAUAAAAGAAAACAAUGAUCUUCUUGUUAUGGAGAUCAUUAAUGAAACAUCAGCACUGGUCUGCAAAUGCUACCAUGUUGUGAUCCAGCUGAAAAAACAGCCUUGUGUAACUUGAGUAUAUUGCAUAACACAGGAAGUGGAAAAACAAACUGAAUUUUCAAGGGUUGUUUAUGUUUUAACUAGAUCUGAAUGAAAAAUCUACAAUGAAUAGCUUUCUGAGUGAUUUAAGUUAUGUAUCCUCUGAAAGAAUAUCUGUGAGGCAGAAUAUGUUUUUCUCCUCUGUUUAAUGCAGGCAUUUGUGGUUGCAGUUCUUUAGUGUGUUAAUCUAAUAUUUGAAAUUCAAAUAGUAUGGAAUUUCUGGUAAGUCACAUGGCACUGUUUCUGUUUUCUAUUGGAUAAAGGUAUGAAUACAGUCAGUGUUUGCAGGUGAUGCUAAAUUUGUCUUCUUCAUAUAGUCAGGCUUGUAUUUUUGAAAUUUGCUUGCCUGUAAGUCUCUUGACAGAUAAAAGUGGUAAAUCAAAUGUUGUAAUAGGAAAACUCAUGUUCCAGUAAACUCACGGAAACAUAAUUAUUUGCAGAACUUGCUUGACAUUAUUUAUCCAGCUGUCGUUGAACAUCUUUUGAUGUAAGUACAUUCAAGACAAGCCCAUUUCCUUCAAAUAGUGUUUUUCAGUUGUAUCUCACUGUAGAAAUGCAAAGUUGCCAAAUGCAGUAAGAUUUCAGAAAGAGGUAGUUGAUCAAAGAACUCUUCAACUAUUUCUUAUAAGGUUUGCCAUUUUCAAAAGUGUUAAAUUCCCAUGAGAAUCACGUGUGUAAACAGUGAUCUGAUCCCAUUUUUGGCAUUCGAUUCUGAAACAUUUCUUAACAGCUUUAAAAGUCUCCCCCCCCCCCCCGAUAUUUUCAAACAUUCCCGGAUAAGAGAUUUCUGUAGGACUAGUUACAGCCUGUGAAAGUUGAUCUUGUUAUAAAGUUUUUCAAGGAAACUACCUCCAGGCAAAAAGGGAAAAACUGAUUUUAAAGACUGAAAAUUCAGAAGACUGAACUGCAAAAUGAGACUGUCAGGUUUUGUUAUGGCUGGUGUGUGAAUUAAUGUGUGCACUGAGUGCAAAGUAAUUAUUUUGACUUUUCCUUACCUGCAGGUCUGUUUCUCUGACCCAGCUGAAGGGACCUAGACAUUGCUCACCCGAAAAAGAUUGCUCAGCUUCGAGCAGCAGACUGAGGUUGGCCCACCCGUGAAUUAGUAACGGGUAGGAUAGUUGCAUUGAAGAUGAACUUCUGUUCAACAGCCCAUCCUUCAGUAGAACAGAUACUGCUCUAUGGAGGUGAAAAACGGAUAAAUUUUGCAGAUUCUCUCAUCAGGAGGAGGAUUCUCAGUGUCUUUCAGGAGCUUUCGGCACAUAAGAGGGAAGAGAUCCCAUCCAGGUGCAUGAUAAAGACUCAAGUAUUCAGUUAUGCUGGAAGAAGGCUGAAGAUGACAUACCAGAAGCUAUGCAAGAGAGAUGAUACACAUUAUUUUAAUUUUAUGAGGCUGUAGAUCUUGGGAAAAGGAGCAAUUUAUAAUGCCACUCUUUACAAUAAUUAAGAAGUGAUGUGUUUUCUCAGGAUAGUUCAGAAAACUCUGCAUCCUCUUGGCUGGUCAUGAGCUAGAGCUAAAGAUCCAGUUUUCAGAUGACUAAGUGGAAUGCGAAAUGUAUAUGUGGUCUUCUACUGUGGAAGGAACAAAUUAAAUACUGUGGACUCUAAAGAACAGGAAGUAGUUGGGAGUAUUGUGCAGCAAAGAUAUUUUGACGUUGGGAAGAGCUGAUAUCCUGAAACAGACAACUAUUCGAGAUGGCUAUGGAGUCUCUUCCUCUGGAGAUUUUUAAAAACAAGGAUGAGGCACAGCAGGAACAUGAGAUUUUCCUGGGAAUGCAUCCAAGAAGUGGUGGUGGAGGGUUUCUAGUUAAUCAGUUUGUUAAAAGGAGUACUUUUUCAGCAUGCAUCAUUAUUCACUUAAUUUUUUCAUUGAGCCUUUUAAUAUGACAAAGUACACCAAGUGAGCUUCAAGGGGAGUGCAGAAGGCCUUAAUCUGUCUCUUUCAUGUGUCUGCUGCGUUCUUCAAAGGUGAGCAAUCUCCUACUGGAUCUGCAAAAUCCCUGAGAGGGCAGCAGCAAGGAAGAGGAAAUGAAGACAUGUCAAAUCUGAAAAAUCAUAACAUAAUGUUUGACUGCAUUGUUAUCCAAGUACAUCUUUCACUGUAAGAAACCUCUAUGACAAGCAUGGAUUUGUAAUGAGAAGAGGCUAUUAUAUCAAAUCAACCAUCUCUGUCGGUUUGCUGAUCAACAAGACAGGAGCUUUAAUGCCUACAGAUAAUAUUGGCCUCAUAUCUCCUAGUUCAUCCAUUGUACAGAUUGGACUUCAAAUGAGGCAGCAAGUUGGAGAAAACAAGCUGUUGAAGACACUGGAUUGUCCGGAUGGCCUUUCCUUUCAAGGUAGCAAGUUUGCUGAAGGUAACCACUUGAUCACAACACAGUCUCAGUCAAGGAUUAGAGAUGUGCACUGUUGAGGACGUGUUACAGAAUCAGAUUGGUACACGGAUGACAUCUUUCUGCCUGAAGAGAAUGUCAUAAUCCCUGUGUUUCUGAUAUGAAUUUUGUGGGGUAUAAAUAAACUCUUCGUUCCUUGAGGGACACCCUUCUAUUUUGUGCUGACUUUCUCCACCUGGCCAGAGAAAUGUAGUUAAAGACACACAAGAACAGCAGGACAUCCUGAGGAUGUGCUGCAUGACUGAGGAGGUGCCCCAGAAGCUGCUUCUCUCGGCUGUGGAAGUCUGAUCACAAUUUCUCUGUGUUUUGGGGUAUGUGAAUGUCCAAUAUAACUGUGUUCCAGAGAGUUAUGUGGCUAUAAAAAGAAGUAAGAGUGACACCUGGGUAUAUUCUGUGAAAAUGCUUCCAAUAGAGAUAAGUAUACUGAUCCCUCAUUGCAUGUACUGCUCUUCAUCUGUUUUAAUCCUUAUGUUGAAAAAUAACCUGGACUUUCAGCAAUCCAGUUUAUCUUCAUUAAAAAGCUAACCCACUGUUCCUGAGGUUCUGCACCCAGAAACCUUUGCCCUGUGUAUCAUUAGACUGUCCCAUCUCCUGAAGUUCCCCAAUUUCACAGCUGGUUGUCCUGAUGGCAAUGCACUGAACAGGCUGGCCAGCCCUCUCUCCCUUGCGCCUAGAGAACGUCCUGCCAGAAGUGAAUCAAGGCUGCUCUCUGUUGGCCUGCAGCACUCUUUCUUGGAGCAUGAUGCGGUGGAGGAAGCCCCCACGCCUCAUCUGGCAGGUCAGCAUGGGAUCUGGCGCAUGGCCUUGCGGGAGGAUGGAGAGCCCCAGGGGAGCCCACCCGGGCCCUGCUAGACCAUACCAUGAGCAAGACAUGGCUGCAAGCAUGCUCAGUAGUGCGUUAUUGCCUGCAAAGCAGUGGGAAGAUCAAACAGCUUUUCAGACAGCUGCUCAACAUUGGUCACUGCCUUACAAGAACAAUGAACCCAUCAGUGCAGCUGAACAAGACUCUACAUCACCCUACGGAUGCAGAGGUGCCCACCUGAUGAUGUGGGAAACCCAGCAGCAGUCGUUACUGCGCAGCUGGAUGUGUUUGGUACGUGGCUGCCUCGGGCUCCCAUGAUGGACACGCUUCCAG
Dromaius novaehollandiae (emu) is the source of this 15147-nucleotide messenger RNA. RefSeq names its product PR/SET domain 5 (gene PRDM5). The record is from RefSeq and is a predicted model, not a curated record. Gene Ontology annotation, molecular function: DNA-binding transcription activator activity, RNA polymerase II-specific; protein binding; RNA polymerase II cis-regulatory region sequence-specific DNA binding. The transcript has 42 exons. NCBI's taxonomy places the organism in Eukaryota, Metazoa, Chordata, Aves, Casuariiformes, Dromaiidae. Gene Ontology annotation, cellular component: nucleus. Bases 329 to 2317 code for a protein of 662 amino acids. Gene Ontology annotation, biological process: regulation of transcription by RNA polymerase II.